AAUAUAAGUAAUAGUAAUAUAAUGUAGAAAAAAACUAUAAUUUUCAAUAUUAUUCUAUCCAAAAUGUCUGAAGCCACUGAUUGUUUUUCGAAACACAAAAUCGUACCGGAUGUUCUUAAAACAUGUCCCGAUAAACUACUUAAGGUUACUUACCCCAGUGGCCAAGAGGCGAACAUGGGAAUCGAACUGACACCCACCCAGGUAAAGGACCAGCCGAAGGUGGUGUGGGAUGCCGAUCCGAAUGCCCUGUAUACCUUAAUUCUAACCGAUCCGGAUGCCCCGAGCCGCAAGGAUCCCAAGUUCAGGGAGUGGCACCAUUGGCUGGUGGUCAACAUUCCAGGCAACCAAAUCGAAAACGGCCAGGUUUUGACCGCCUACGUGGGAUCAGGUCCACCGCAGGGCACCGGACUGCAUCGCUAUGUCUUUUUGGUCUUCAAGCAGCCCCAAAAACUCUCCUGUAAUGAACCGAAAAUUCCAAAAACAAGCGGUGACAAGAGGGCCAACUUCAGCACCGCCAAGUUUAUAAAGAAGUACAAUCUGGGAGAUGCUAUUGCCGGGAACUUCUAUCAGGCCCAGUGGGACGAUUAUGUCCCAAAGCUGUACAAACAGCUCUCGGGCAAAUAG
Molecule: messenger RNA, 624 nt
Organism: Drosophila bipectinata
Lineage: Eukaryota; Metazoa; Arthropoda; Insecta; Diptera; Drosophilidae
Product: protein D2
Source: RefSeq, a predicted model, not a curated record